AUGGCCCAAGAAGACGUCAUCAAGACCAACGUGUCCCCGCGGCGCAUGUCCGCCCCGAAGCGCGCCUACCUCGUCGCCUACAACGCCCUCUCGGCAAUCCUCUGGUCCGUCGUCCUCGGCCGGACCGUCGCCACCCUCGCCGCCAACGGCCUCGAGACCGGGCCCGCCCUCGUCUACCCGGCCGUCGGCGAGUGGACAAAGUGGACGCAGACCCUGGCCGCCCUGGAGAUUGUGCACUCGGUGCUCGGCAUCGUCCGCGCCCCGCUCCUCACGACCCUGAUGCAGGUCUCCUCCCGCUUCGCCCUCGUCUGGGGCGCCGUCCACGCCUACCCCCUCAUCGCGCCAGCCCGGCCUACUCCUCCAUGCUUCUGGCCUGGUCCGUCACCGAGGUCCGGCUUCUUCGUCCUCUACCCCGUCGGCAUCUCCAGCGAGCUGUGGGAGCUGCUCAUCGCCGCCCGCGCCGCCGCCGCCGAGGGCAACACCGUGGGCGCCGCCGUCGCGGUCGCCGUGAUGGCUACGUACCUCCCUGGCGCGCCCAAGCUUUACACGCACAUGAUCAAGCAGCGCCGCAAGGUCUUGGGUGGUGGCGGUGCUGAGGCGAGGGAGAAGAAGACGGAAUAG
Messenger RNA from Diaporthe citri, 621 nucleotides. RefSeq lists its product as uncharacterized. Gene Ontology annotation, biological process: very long-chain fatty acid biosynthetic process; sphingolipid biosynthetic process; fatty acid elongation. Gene Ontology annotation, molecular function: 3-hydroxyacyl-CoA dehydratase activity. The transcript is spliced from 3 exons. NCBI's taxonomy places the organism in Eukaryota, Fungi, Ascomycota, Sordariomycetes, Diaporthales, Diaporthaceae. The coding region runs from base 1 to 621 and encodes 206 amino acids. The record is from RefSeq and is a predicted model, not a curated record. Gene Ontology annotation, cellular component: endoplasmic reticulum membrane.